CUCUAUAUAAGGAGGUAUCUGUACAUCCAUGACGGAUCUAAGGAGUUAUAGUUCUAGUGAAACAUUGUCUGCUAGAGCUAUAUUCAUGGCAAACCAAAGUAUUGUUUCCAUGGCUGUGACAGCAUUAUUCCUUGGUGUCCUAAUAGCAAUCCCAACAAGUGUGCAUUCCAUUGGUGUUUGUUAUGGAAGACGUGGAGACAACCUGCCCCAACCUAGCGAGGUAGUGGAUCUGUACAAAUCUAACAACAUUGGAGGGAUGAGAAUCUAUGAUCCAUAUCAACCUACUCUUGAAGCACUUGGAGGAUCCAACAUUCAACUCAUCGUCGAUGUCGCUAAUGAAGAUCUCCAAAAUCUGGCCUCUAAUCCUUCAGCAGCAAGCGAUUGGGUCCAGAAUAACAUAAAGGCCUAUCCAGAUGUUUCAUUUCGAUACAUCGCAGUCGGCAAUGAAGUGAUACCUGCUGAAGAUUCAGCUGGAUAUGUGCUCCAAGCCAUGAACAACAUCCAGUCUGCUCUAUCGGCCAGCGGUCUGCAAGACAAAAUUAAAGUCUCAACUUCAGUUGCUCAAAGUGUCCUUGUGACACCAUAUCCUCCAUCUGCUGGUGCAUUCUCUUCUGAUGCAUCACAGUACUUAGGACCAAUUAUCAACUUUUUGGCUAGCAAUGGAUCACCACUCCUAGUAAAUGUGUAUCCCUACCUCAGCUACGUCGGCGACAUGCAAGAUAUCACGAUCGAAUAUGCCUUGUUUACUUCUUCAGGAAUCGUUGUGCCGGAUGGCCAAUUCGGCUAUCAGAACCUCUUCGAUGCAAUAGUCGAUGCGGUCUACUCGGCAUUAGAGAAGGCAGGAGGUUCUAAUGUGGAAGUUGUGGUAUCAGAGAGUGGUUGGCCUUCGGAUGGUGGCGGUGCUGCAACAUCGGUGGAUAAUGCACGGACAUAUAACCAGAAUUUGAUUAAUCAUGUUGGUCAAGGAACACCUAAGAGAUCUGGAAAGGCUAUAGAGACUUAUAUAUUUGCCAUGUUCAAUGAGGACCAAAAGCAACCACCAGGGAUAGAGCAGAACUGGGGUCUAUUCUACCCAAAUAAGCAACCUGUCUAUCCAAUCAAUUUCAGUUAAAAAGAUAAUAGAGGGGCAACAGACAUAUUAUCUAUAUAUUGAAGAUUGUCAUCUGAAAUAAACCAUUAGAAGGAAUGGACAUUUUGUCCCCCUAUUUUAUACUACAUGUAUUGGAAAAAUUCCAAGUUAUAAUAGUACUUAUGUUGCUCAAAUAAAAAUUAUAAGAAGUAUAGCAUGCCAUGUCAUGAAUUUCAAAUGGAA
This is a messenger RNA of Phoenix dactylifera (date palm), 1312 nucleotides long. RefSeq names its product glucan endo-1,3-beta-glucosidase. Gene Ontology annotation, molecular function: hydrolase activity, hydrolyzing O-glycosyl compounds. Lineage: Eukaryota; Viridiplantae; Streptophyta; Magnoliopsida; Arecales; Arecaceae. Gene Ontology annotation, biological process: carbohydrate metabolic process. The record is from RefSeq and is a predicted model, not a curated record.